Messenger RNA from Lasiodiplodia theobromae, 729 nucleotides. RefSeq lists its product as uncharacterized. The transcript is spliced from 3 exons. The coding region runs from base 1 to 729 and encodes 242 amino acids. NCBI's taxonomy places the organism in Eukaryota, Fungi, Ascomycota, Dothideomycetes, Botryosphaeriales, Botryosphaeriaceae. The record is from RefSeq and is a predicted model, not a curated record.
AUGGUUGGGCUAGAGGAGCUGCCAGAGGAGCUAGUGCUUGACGUCCCUGAAGGGGUCGUUGCUGUGGUUGCUGUGGACGAGGAACUAGUGCCCGUUAAAGAAGCGCUGCUGCUAGAGCUGCUGCUACUGCUGGCUGAAACUGACGAGCUCGUUAAAACCGAUGAGCUGCUGGUGGAAGAAGACGACCCAGUCGUCGAAGAAGACAAUGACGUGGAAGCGCUGGAGCUCGUGGAGGAUGAGGAGGCCGUUGAAGCGGUGGUGCUCGAGAAUGUGCUCGACGACGUGCUCGACGAAGAGCUGCUACUUGAUUACUGCUUCGCUCCAACAGUUAUCGACUGGCCGGCAUCCUGGGUGCAUUUCAGUCCCGCUGCAGGGGAUGAAGUGGCCGUGGUUGUGAUUGUAGAUGAGGAGCUCAAACUGGGCGAAAUAGAGACGGACGAAGUCGAGCUCGCUGAAACUGACGAGCUUGUGCUGCUACUGCUGGCUGAAACUGACGAGCUCUGGCUGCUCGAAACUGAUGAGCUCUGGCUGCUCGAAACGGAAGCACUGGAGCUUAUCGAGGACGACGAGGACGACGAGGGCGAAGACGAGGAACCAAAGCUUGUAGAUGAAACCGACGAGCUCGUUGAAACCGACGAGCUGCUUGACACUGACGAGCUCGAAACCGACGAGCUACUACUACUACUGGAUGCAGACGUUGUAGAAGAGGCUAAUGAGCUCGAUGACUGA